This is a messenger RNA of Stylonychia lemnae, 1356 nucleotides long. The record is from the annotation of a GenBank genome assembly. NCBI's taxonomy places the organism in Eukaryota, Ciliophora, Spirotrichea, Sporadotrichida, Oxytrichidae.
AUGGAAAGUUUUGCUCUAUUGCACUAAAUCUCACCUCCCAAUCAAUUUUGGUGUCAUAAUUGUCAAAAAGAGGUAUAAACUAGGUUUGUUGAUGAAUUUGGGCAUUAAUGUGAUUAAUGCUAAGGAUUUUUCUGCGAAGCUAUAGAAAAUUAGUACGAUGAAGAGUAGCUUCAUCCACAGUAGUUUCAGCCGUUUUAAAUUGUCUAAAAUGAAAGUGAUGACAGUGACAACACUAUUCAAACUUUGAGCCUUGAAAAUAGUGCGCAGAGAGAUAAUGAAUGGGCUAGACUCUCCCCUCAAUUGUAGCAACAAUAUCCAAUCAAUACUCGGCUUCGAGGAAACGGAGGAAAUUAAAACCCAACGAAUCAUAAUAAUACCAUGAUCCCUAUUCAAAUUAAUAGUCAAAACAUAUAAAAUAGCAAUAGGACAGAUAGAAGUAGAAUAGAAAAUGUCAGAGACGUUCUUGAAGACUUGCCAUUGAAUCUAGAAAGGGGUGCUACUAUUGCAUCUGAUGGUUCAAUAACAUCCUAAGCCCUUUAGAAUAGUGAGUUACUUAGAACAAUUCUUGAUAUGGCUUUACAGCGCAUUAGAAACAAUAACUCCGAAUUCAACAACGCAGUUUUAACUCGUGCACAAAUAAGAGUUAUAGGAAACAAUGCAGGACCAUCGUAAUUUAGACUCAGAAGAUUAUUCCCAGAUUUCGGUUCUCUCUACAAUAAUAGUCCACAAGGAAUAUAUCAAGAUCUGAUUGAGGAUUACCUCGAUAGACCUGAGUUUCCCAUGGGUUUUGGAACUGAUUUAAUUAAAAUUAGUCGAUUCGGAACACCACCUGCAUCUAAAUUAGCUAUUUAAGCUCUAAAAAAUUACUGUAUCUUGGACUUCAAGAAUUCAAAUACUGAAUGUUGUGUAUGCUAAGAACUAUUUAAGGAUUACGAGCCUGACACUACUAAAUUGAUAAUCAAACAAUAACAAAAUUAAGUUGUUUCAAGCGAUUCAGAUUAAUAAAUGAAAGAGCCAAAUGAGUAGUAAAAUGAUUAACAAAAUCAAGAAGUAAUUAAGGUUCCUAAGAUUCUUGAAAUGCCAUGUACCCACAUGUUUCAUGAUGAGUGUCUUAUUCCUUGGCUUGAAAAGCAUAAUUCAUGCCCUACUUGCAGAUUCGAAUUACCUACUGAAGAUAACGACUAUGAACAAAGAAAAAUAUAGUAGAGAAAUAGAUAAAGUUAAAAUAUCAAUAAUAAUAAUGCCCCAAUUUCAACUAGUACAACCUUGCGAGGAAUAAAUGGACUACCGUUGAUGACUGAAAGAGGUGUUGGCCAUGGAGGAUAGAAUCAAAAUAGUGACUAGAUGGAGCAAUGA